GCAGCGCUACUCAGUUGCUCGGCGAACGCGCGCCUGCUCGGACGCAGAGUCUGUGUUUGUUUUCAUCUCUCCGCUCUCUCUCCCUCUGUUACAUUCGCAUCAGUGUCCUCUCUCACUCCGUGCGUACAUGUGUGCCGCGAGAGACAAGCGACCGGCUCUCCGAUUAUGCGCCGUGGCGAGAUGUGAGGUUAUAAACCUACUUGUUUCUUGAGAGCCUUCGCACAUUAUCGCAGGAGGCGCGCGCCGGUUCGCGCAUUCGUGUGUUUCUCCGCAUCGCGUGCACUCGGGUGUUUACGUACAGAGAGAACAAGUGAGAAAGCCGAUAGUCGAGACAGAGAGGCAGAAAGAAAAAACGAUGCGGCCCGCGAGUGAAGUAGUGCCGAGUAUCAGUGACCUAGUAGCGGGUUGAGGAGCAGCAGCGAAAAUCUCCGAGCCGAGAGAGAGAGAAAUAGAGAGAGAAGAUCGAUCGAGAAAAGUGAGUGAAUCGAGAGUAGUAGCCGGCCAGCAGCAGCAGCAGCAGCAGUGCAGUAGGACAGAAGCGAGGAAAUGAUGAUGGCGCCGCAAGUCGUGGGUGUCCUCUUGAAGAAACCCGGCCAGCAACAGCCCAGCGCCGGACUGCACCCCAGGAUACCGCCGCUCGAUCCGCAGGAGACGAAAAUAAGAGGCGAACUCUACGUGGAGGACCUGUCGGAGCGUUGCUUCGUGUCGAUCCGGAUGGGCUACCUGUGGGUCGAGGGCACCCCGAUGAGGCUGGCGCUGCGAGCGCUGAACCUGCGCCAGGCCCCGCCGAGCAUCUGCCAGCCACACGCCCUCGCCCUUGGCUUCACCCUCAGCAACUCCCAGGGAGACUCCCUAGCCACGUUUUGGGCGGACACAGAGCCGAUCUGGUGGUCCUGGGUCCGGGCCAUAGCCGCGCAGAUUGUCCGGCAAACCCCCUUCCGUGCCCAGCGCUGCCUGAACUUCCUUGAGAUCCUAACGACCUGUCCCCGUGGGCCCUGCCCCCUACCCGACAGCCCCACCGACCAGCGCCGGCGUUCCCGCAGCGAGCUGCGCUGCUGGCCCACCAACGACCUCACGGUCGAGAAGAUCAGCAACGACUGCCACACCAGCUCCAUCCUCGAGGAGUCGCGACGCAGGGCGCGCAGCGAAUUGCGCGGCUGGUCCAGCAGCAACUCCAGCGACGAGGACCUCAUCGGCAGCAACGGCGUCGCCGUCCUGAGCGUCAUCAACGGCAAGAACCAGACGAACAUGCUCAUGCAGACGAGGGCCUGGGGCUGCAGCGAGAGCAGCGAGGGUAGCGACGACAGCCUACCCUGGGGCGCGGGCCUCUGCCGGUCCAGCGUCGACUCGGUCGACUCCGCCAUCUCCAUUCCCGAAGCCACGACUCGUGAGCAGAGGAUGCAGCGGUACAAGGAGGCCCGCAGGCGCGAGAACGAGGCCCGGAGGAAACAGGUGCUCGAGGAGGACGCCAGGCGGAGAAAGGCCAAGGCCGCGGCCGAGGAGAACAACAACGACAUUCUCCACGCCAGAAGCCCCAAGCUACGAGCCACCAGGCUGUUCGCCAACGACAACGAGGACGACUCCUCGCCGCUGAGCUCGCCGAAGGAGUCUCCCGUCUCCAGGCUCACCUCGUCGCCCUACAGAAUCGAGCAGACCAGCGUGACGGUCGAGAGGCUUCCGCCGGUGAAGCCCUUCAACGACGUGUCCGCCACGGUGAGGUUCGAGGACACGAGGCACCACGAGCCCGACGACAACCGGAACAACAACAACAACGCUAGGACCAACCAGCACAAUACCAACCUCACCAACGGCACGACCAAGCCCGCCGGCAUCCUGAGGACCGACACGAGCGAGCGCAGAAGUCGAGCCCGCGAGCGGCGGAGCGUGCGCGAGAGGAGCACCUUGCUCUCCUUACCGACGAUCGGUAACGGAAACAUAAACGUGGAGACCCUGAAGGAGCGCAAGGAGCGACUGAACGCGGGCGCAACGCCAAUCAGGUUCCCCGACAUCGCGAUGGACUGCACGGACGGCGGCAGGUCGGCCAGGGCAGCGGCAAUGACGACCUCGCUGUCGAUCCUGCGCGACCCACCCUGCGAGGAGGACGUGGCCAGGCUCCUGGAGCGCUGCCAGAGGGUGGAUCACUACGUGCCGGUGCGCGAGAAGCUGACCCUCUUCGAGUCGCUGUCCCGCAUGGGCGGCCGCCUGGCCAGGAGCACCGAAGACCUGGGCAGGUCGAGCUCGAACCCGAGCCCCAGAGGUAAGCAGCGGGCCAGGUCGCUGCACGACCUGAACCGAGGCGGGGCCAAGUCCGUGCCUGUGCGCGAGAUGUGCAGAUUCUUCGAAAACGGGCAGCCGGAGACUCCCGUCAUGGUCAUGGCGAAGAAGGAGGUGGCCAGGUCGAGGUACAGCGACUUCGGUCUCACUAACGGAAGCAGAAGCUUGUCGACCUGGAAGGACCCGCCGAAGAACCCCAACGCACCCUGUAUAAGGACUUCCACGAGAAGAAAGCAUUACGCCAAAUAAUGUGUUUGUGUUUUGUUGUUGGUUGGUUUUUUUUGACGAUUGAAUGAAAGACUAUCGUCGAUUUCUCCCGAAUAGUGCUUUAGUUCUGCCUUGAGUAAUGAGCGAAGUGGAGCACAGUGGAGAACGAUCGGGUUUGUUUAAAUAAACCGAUGAUAAAUGUUAUUUAUUUGACUGUUGAAGAGUGCAAAAAUCAAUUUUCGGUGCAUUGUUCUUAAAAAUACUUUGUUCAAUUUUACGACGUGGAAUAGUGUCGGUUGUUCUCUGCUGUGCUUGCUCAAUUUAUACACUGCUGUGAAGUUAUUGCGUAAAAUACUUAGGUGCUUUAGUUGAACGAUGUUUUGUUUGCUCGGGUGGUAUUUUCAUCGCAUUGAUUAUUUCACGAGAGUAAUUUGUUCGGUUGUUCAGACUACAAGCUGAAUGAGAGAAUUUUUUCGUCUAAUUAGCCAUGUGAGAAACUCGGCAAAAGUAACGCGCUCGGAUUCUUGUAGCGAGAAAAGUAUUAUGUCGUUCAUUGAGAGCUUAUCCUAUUCUUCGAAAUGAAUGAUCUUUUGUUCUUGUAAGUGCAUUUUUCUCAUUUCUAACGACUCUGGCGCUGAGCGCUAACAGAGCCAAGUGUGAGACUUUCCAUAAAUGAUUUCCUCAGUAUUCACAGGCCUCCGAACGAACCCUGAUUUCCAUAACGUUUUACGCGAUUCAGAGAUAGCGCGGAAUUUUAAUUUUUCAACGAUUUGAUUUAGUCGCGGAUAAAUUAUUCACGUGGGGUAAUUAUGGAAAAUCAAAGUACGCAACUCGAGCAAGGGACUGUGUUUCAAUAUGUGAGUAUUCGACAGCUGUUACAUCUGUUAAUGUUGUGUUAUAAGAAAUAUGUCUGUCUUGUGUGUUGAUCAUUUCUAAGACGAUGAAAAAUUUACUGUUAUAAUGCGUGUAUAACUGAGUUUCGACGGAUGAAAUUGAAUUGCAGCAGCGGCAAUGGUCAAAGAGGCCUAUUUAUAAAUUAGUCUGAUAAUCUGUGAUUAACCGUCAUUUUUAUAAAUUGAAUGUUACACUUGUUUGUAUUGAAGAAUGUGCUUCUGGCCAUCGUUGCUCGUCACUGUAAUUCGCUGAAAAAAUUAUUGUCAAUCGGUGUUUUUGUCGGAUGAAAAACUGCAAAAAUCACAAAAAUCUUUUGUUCUGUUCACCGUGUACGUCCUUGCUUAUUGGAAGCAAAAGAGAGAACAGCGCUAUUCGUGUGUGUUCCUGCAUUAAACUCGUGUUCCGUGAAAUAUUUAUCAAUAUUUAUUCUCAACGCGCGAAAUCGACGAAGAUGUACGAACAAAAAAAAAAAAGAAAAAGAAUGAAGAAGAAGACGAACCCGUUCUUUUCUCUUCUUAAAAAAAAAGAACACAGCGCGCAUACACGUGUAUACGCGUCGUUAAUCAACCGGAUGGGGCGCAAUUAAUCGAAGCUCGAGUUCGCUCUCUCGAACGAGCUGUGCGCUCGAGUCGAGAAAAAAAAUGAAGCGGCGGCGGCGCUUUUCGCUACACACCGGGGAGAGAAAGUCGCCGCCGCCGCUCGUCAGUGCAUUUAAGAACUCGAAUGGCGUGCUUACAGUGCGAGGUGCGAGAGGAUUUUGAUGAGAAAUUAAUGAUGAAACGUAUUCUUUGGCGAUUUUUGCGGUGGAAGUUUCACUCGUUAAACGCAAAAUUGAGCACGACAUCACCUGCGCGGCUCUUUCGUUCGAUCUUUUUUUUCUGCAUCUCUCUCUCUCUCUCUCUCUCUUGCUCUUUCGGUGCAGUCGCUUAUUAAUACUCUUACGAACGAUGGGAAGAUUACGGCGAGUCUUCAUAAAGCCCUUAUUCAUGUGGUUACCGCAAUUAGCAAUGAUUAAUCGCGACGAAAUUUAAUCGUAAAAUUGGCAGCGGCAAAAACGAAGGAGCGAAUCAUCGAAGUGAAACCGUCACCGCAAGAAAUUUGCAGCGAAGUGAAAGAGAGCCGGCCUGCACACGAGGGAACGUAUAGGCGAGCGAAAGAAAAGCAAGCCGUGUUGCUGCGGCCGUGAAAAAUCGACGAACGAAAAGGUAAACACAGGCGAGAGACAGUCGCCGCAGAGCGGCAUUAUAAUAAAGAAAAUGGAGGGCGAGAAAGAAAGUAACAAUGACGGGGCGCUAGGAAAAAGUGCGAAAUGGAAAUCGGCGAGACAAUCGCUGCUGCGAACGCGCCGAACGCAAGUGGCACACCGCGUGUAUCGAGAGAGUUCGUUAACUCAAAGCCGGCCCCGGAUCAUUAGACCCCUCGAACAUGCCUCGAGUUUUCCCGGCCGACCUUGGCCAGCUCGGUUUUUCAUCCGGUCGUCCCUCUCGGAGAUUAGAAGCAGGUUCAGUAGAUUACCUUUUACGUCGGGAGGAGGAAAAGUUUCGAUUGCAAAAAAUAAACAAACGCAUGGCAUCUCGCGCAUACGCGGUACUUUCGAGUGCAUUCGCACGUGAAGAGAACCUUUCGUUUCGACUUUCCCGCGCGCGUAGAGCAACUGUGUCGAGCCGAUAGAAGAAGAAAAAAUAACGCGUGGCUCGCCGAAUGGAGAUCAAUCGCAUUCGGAAGCGACCUUGAGCGCGAGCGUUCGCAGUUACUCGACCCGGAAAAUCUCUUCCUUCGCUCGAGAACGCUCAUUUCCCGUCGCGGCUGCGGCCGCUGCUGAAAUCGGGUCAGUCAGUCGAGCGGCAUCCGCAAUCUUUCAAUUUCGCCCCGGGGUGAUUUAUCUGUCGUCUCGAAACUCUUCACGGUGUAGAGAUGAAUUUUGUUAUUCUGGAUCAGGAGUGUCUCUCGCCUGCGUUUGAAAAGGAAAACAACCUGUGUGCGUAUUGUGUGUAUUGUCGACUGUUCGAUUGGAAGCUACGAGAAAGAGACGAGGCAAUCUUCCACGUUUUCGAGGCGUCGAAAGCAGUUACGUUGGAAAAUUGGCGACUUCCAUCUCACUCUCUCUCUCUCUCUCCCACGAUGGCAUGUGUACGCGCGAUGACUGAUGAGAAUGCUUCGGGAGGGGGAGAGAGCGAGAGAGAGAGAGAGAGAGAGAGAGAGAGAGAGAGAGAGAGAGAGAGAGGAGAGAGAAAAAGCCGGUAGAGUAAACGUGAUGAAAAUCGCCGUACGAUUGUAUGACAAUGUACUGAGAUUCAGUAGACUGUGUAAUCUCUUCUCGUUUAGAUCAUAACCACUCAUCUUGUAAGAUAUACUCGUUUAUUUAAGUCGCACUCAUUAUUUAAGCACCCAGCGAUGUAACGGUGGAGAAAAAAAAGAACGAAAACCACUCGGUCACGAUUCUCGCCGCGGAGAGAGAAAAUUCUCCGGCGAGUCGGAAUUUAUAAUCGAAUUCGUAGACGUAGACGUAAGAAUUGUACAUAUAUUAUUCAUGUAACUCAUAAGCGUUCAUGCGCACUCACACUUACACAUACACACAAUCGAUUCGAUCGCGCAGUGCCCGAAACACUCGGGCUUGUGCGCGCUAGUAUUUACGAAACAAACGAAUGUAAUCGAACGAAGUUUAUAGGCAAAAAUAAGUAUCUAUCAAAAUGUAUAACGAUGAAAAAAAGAAAAAAGAAAGAAAAAAAAAAUAAUCGCGUUUGAUUAAGUCGACGGCCGAGCGCGUUGUAAUCGGCCGUUCGCCAAAGAGGUUCUCUAGUCCCUCGCGAGUCUGAGACACGAAUAAACAAGAUUAAGAAGAAGCAGAGGAUUAAUUCGAAAAUCAGCGAAGCGGAUGGAAAUUCAGAAGCGCUCAUGUAUGUAAAUAUAUAUAUAUAUAUAUAUAUAUAUAUAUAUAUAUAUAUAUAUAUAUAUAUAUCCCUCUCUCUCUCUCCAUGUAUACGUCGCAACGUUGUAAUCGAUAAACAAGCUAUCCGUGAUAAAUAGACAGACAGACACAGUAGUUACUGCGGGGCCCCCCUAUACGGUCCCGCCGCGCGAGUUUGUAUUUGUAUUUACGUUUGUUAUACUUGUAAUAAAAGGGACGAAUAAUAAUAGUCGUUAUAUAAAGGAA
Nasonia vitripennis (jewel wasp) is the source of this 6529-nucleotide messenger RNA. RefSeq lists its product as uncharacterized. Bases 547 to 2523 code for a protein of 658 amino acids. NCBI's taxonomy places the organism in Eukaryota, Metazoa, Arthropoda, Insecta, Hymenoptera, Pteromalidae. The record is from RefSeq and is a predicted model, not a curated record. The transcript is spliced from 3 exons.